Caretta caretta (loggerhead turtle) is the source of this 2105-nucleotide messenger RNA. RefSeq names its product transmembrane and coiled-coil domains 1 (gene TMCO1). NCBI's taxonomy places the organism in Eukaryota, Metazoa, Chordata, Testudines, Cheloniidae. Gene Ontology annotation, biological process: endoplasmic reticulum calcium ion homeostasis. Gene Ontology annotation, cellular component: cytoplasm; endoplasmic reticulum; endoplasmic reticulum membrane. The record is from RefSeq and is a predicted model, not a curated record. Gene Ontology annotation, molecular function: calcium channel activity.
AACCCCGAGCAACAUCACUUCCGGAGACUGGAGCCAGUUGCUAGGCUGCUAGUUGGACCCUUUGUAGCUUCCGGUCUAGUCGUGUGUGUGCGCGCGUGGGAGUCUCUUCCGGGUGUGGGGGCACCAUGAGUACUAUGUUCGCUGACACUGUCCUCAUCGUCUUCAUCUCGGUGUGCACGGCGCUGCUGGCCGAGGGUAUAACAUGGGUGCUGGUUUACAGAACCGAGAAAUACAAGAGACUGAAAGCUGAAGUGGAAAAACAAAGCAAAAAAUUGGAAAAGAAGAAGGAAACGAUAACUGAAUCAGCAGGCCGACAGCAAAAAAAGAAAAUAGAGAGGCAAGAGGAGAAGCUGAAGAACAACAAUAGGGACCUGUCGAUGGUUCGAAUGAAGUCCAUGUUUGCAAUUGGCUUUUGCUUUACUGCCCUCAUGGGCAUGUUCAACUCCAUAUUUGACGGCCGAGUGGUGGCAAAACUUCCUUUUAUCCCCCUCUCCUACAUCCAGGGCCUGUCCCAUCGCAACCUACUUGGGGAGGAUUACACUGACUGCUCCUUCAUCUUCCUCUACAUUCUCUGCACCAUGUCUAUCCGGCAGAAUAUUCAGAAGAUGCUUGGCCUGGCUCCUUCGCGGGCUGCCACCAAGCAGGCAGGGGGCUUCCUCGGCCCCCCUCCUCAAGCUGGGAAAUUUUCUUGAAGUAUAGUCAUGCACCUUUCACAGCAGCUCCCAUUGAUGUCAGUAUCGAAGACAGACUGCCCUUGGUUUGUAACAGGAGCGGAUUCCACAGCAGGCUUUCUAUUCAUUUGAAGCAGCAUUGGGAUGGGUACUGCCUUCACGGAAGCAUCUUUGUAUUUGGAGCGUUCUACAAACAGCCUGUCACAAUUGAAGCAAAACUCCUGGCAGAUAACGUGAGAUGUGUUUUGUGUGUCUGUGUAAUAAAUGAUUAGGCCCCUUGCAUUUAAAAUGUAGUCACCUACUCCCAUUGCAGGGACAGUGGAACUAUCUUGCUUUAUAGAACUACUGUAAAGAUAAUAAAACCUUAUUUGGAGCCAUGAUAGGGAACCUGUAAAAUAAACAGAUUUUAGAAAGUCCUGCAUCAUCAUGCUCUAGUACUGAUUGUGUCCCUGUUCUCUUAGACAAACUGGCUAGAGACUUCUGUGUAUUAGGAACCCAUCUAUAGGGAAACUAGGCAUGUUCAGUUCUAGGCUAUGAAUGGGAGGAAAAAUACAUCUAAAGCUGGAGUUUGUUUCCUCAUUAGUGCAGUACCCAGGCCACAGUGCCAUGUUGCAUAGCACCAACAACCUCUAACUGCUUCUGAACAUUCUUUCCCCUCCUCCUGAGGAGCUCAGCUUGGUAGUGGUUUAUGUAGCAUUAUGGUGCCCACAUUCUAGCUGUCUGCUUAGCUGGAAUCUGUUCAAUUGCAGUCAUAAUUUAAAACAAACAAGGCCUUUAGUCUUACCUUGAUUAAACAGUUACAUAAUCUCUUGUUUGUUGUAUGCCAAUGAUACCAUCUGCAACUACCCUUUACUACCUAAGGGUUACAGUGUACACACACAGCAUGUACCAAACAUAGAAUGCUGCUGUGCUAUUCACUGUACUUCUAGAACUGAGUGAUCGGUUUGCAUGUCUUAAAGGCCUCUAAAUUUGUUACCAGUCAGCCAUAUGUUCUCAGUUCAGUUCCCUGUGCUAUUUCUACAUUGCCAGAUAUUUACCUAGCUUAGUCGUAUUAGCUGGAGCCCAACUCGCUUUGUUUAUGAGGGGACUUAAAAAAUAAAUCUUGAAGCUAAACUUUUAUCAGGGUCACUAUAGACAGAGUUCUAGAAUGGCUGAGAGGUGGAAUUGCCUGAAGUAUCAUCGCUGUACUUGUACCCUCAUAAAUUCUAAACCACUGCAGAAGAUGGAAGUCUGCACCUGUCUUUGGAGGCAUUUAUGUUACACCAUAGUACCUGUGCACUAACAACUGAACUAAAUGUGAUAUGUGCUUGGUUAAAUGAUGUCCUCGACAUAAAUUCAAGACUGCCUGUAUGUGGCAACAUGGGGCAUAUUCACUGGAUUAUUUUAAAUAAAUAAUGGGAGAGUUCUGAAUAAUAAACCCUGCCUUGAAUCCUA